GACUAUUACUAGUUUGCUGGACUGCUAAACAGAUUAUGGCACUAGGCUCUCAAUCGCGAAUGCAGUUGAAACACAAUAUUGGACCCUGCAUAGACACAAUUCAAGACAAGCUGUUUAUUCUAAGCCAAGACAUAUGGAGGUGUCCAGAGCUUGCAUAUGGGGAGAAACAGUCGCACGACAGGCUCGUUCGUUUUCUCUCUGAUGAUAAUUUAUGGGUAGUUGAAAGUCACUACAAACUGCCUACCGCAGUUAGGGCGACAUGGGGCCCAUUUGGUGGUAAAGACGGCGACAGAGCUUUGAAUGUGGGAUUCCUAUGCGAGUACGACGCGUUGCCAGGUAUUGGCCAUGCAUGUGGACACAACCUUAUUGCAGAAGUCGGUGUGGCUGCUGCACUAGGGCUGACUGGUGCAUUAGGAUUAGUAAGAGAACCAACGGACUGUCUGACUCCUCUCCGUGUAAAGGUGACAGUUCUUGGGACCCCAGCAGAAGAGGAUGGAGGAGGGAAGGUUGACCUCAUCCUGGCUGGGGCAUUUGAAGACAUGGAUGUUGUCUUCAUGGCUCACCCCGCUCAGCAGGAUGUUGCCUUCCUACCCUGUGUAUCCAUUACAGAUGUGACAGUGAAGUACCAUGGGAAGGCGUCUCAUGCUGCAGCGUACCCCUGGGAGGGGGUCAAUGCCCUGGAUGCAGCAGUGCUGGCGUACAACAGCCUGUCAGUUCUGAGGCAGCAGUUAAAGCCAGACUGGAGACUCCAUGGCAUCAUCAAACAUGGUGGAGUGAAGCCUAACAUCAUCCCAGCCUACACCGAGCUGGAGUACUACUUGCGCACUCCACUGGUCACGGACCUGUCUGACCUCAAAGCCAAGGCAGAGGCCUGCUUCAGGUCAGCUGCCAUGGCAACUGGUUGCCAAGUGGAGAUAACUUAUCCAAACCACACAUAUUCCAACAUCCUUCCCAACACCACCCUUGCACAGCUCUACGAAGAGAAUGGUCGAGCCUUGGGGAUUGAGUUUGUGGAAGUGCAGAACAAUUUCUCAGGUUCCACUGACUUUGGCAAUGUGUCAUUUGUCGUCCCCGGGAUACACCCUUUCUUUUACAUUGGCACCGAUGCGCUGAACCAUACUGAGGAGUAUACUGCAGCUGCAGGUGCAGAAAAGGCCCAGUUUUACACACUCCGGACGGCCAAGGCCCUGGCCAUGACAGCUGUGGAUGUGCUGUGCUGCCCUGAGCUGUUUAACAAGAUGAGGGAGGAAUUCUCUGAGGCCAAACUAAAGCAGGAGCAAGGACCGAAAGACAAGGACACUACUGGCUCCACACAUUCAUGAAAAAAACAUUGAUGACCUCGUGAUUAACAGGAAGUAUUGAAGCAUAAAGCAAAGCUUCUAAUGAGACACUACAGCAUUGCAAUUACUGUAAUAUGUCAAUUUCCAUGUCUUUACUUUGCAGUAGGCUAGUUCAAAAGGUGUUCUUCCAUUUCAGAUGCAAUGACUUCCUCUUUCUCAGAAAACAUCACAUUUAUUAAAUAUGUUUAACAAUGAUCACAACAUAGCUUUACAUAGGUGUGUUGAGUGAUUAUGC
Molecule: messenger RNA, 1575 nt
Organism: Salmo salar (Atlantic salmon)
Lineage: Eukaryota; Metazoa; Chordata; Actinopteri; Salmoniformes; Salmonidae
Product: xaa-Arg dipeptidase
Molecular function (GO): dipeptidase activity
Source: RefSeq, a predicted model, not a curated record